Panonychus citri (citrus red mite) is the source of this 1715-nucleotide messenger RNA. RefSeq names its product mitochondrial carrier homolog 2-like. The record is from RefSeq and is a predicted model, not a curated record. NCBI's taxonomy places the organism in Eukaryota, Metazoa, Arthropoda, Arachnida, Trombidiformes, Tetranychidae.
AACACGAUUUAAAGCUUCAUAUCGAAAAUAUUAUGGAAAAAAUUAUCGAUAUAUCGACAAAGGUUUUUGCUUUUCCAUUCAAAUGAAUUGAAACAUUUUCUUGUUUGUUUAGGUUUUUGUUGCUUCUUGUGUUUAAUUAAUUGUGAUUUUGGUUUAGUUAAUUACUGUUAAUUUCUCUUUUUAUAGUUGUUUUACACUAUUUACUUUUUCUUUCCGGUAAAUUGGUAACUUAUUGUUUUACUGUUGGUAUUUUAUUGGACGAAUAAAUAAAAACAAAAAUGGCUGAGAAUCAAAAUGAACAUGAACUGUCAUUUGAAUCACAAUCUGAUGUGGCUAAACUUGUAAUUUGUGUGGUCAAGCAUCCAUUUGAUUUGGCCAAGACUCUUAUUCAAGUUGGAUAUGAACCUUUACCCUCUUUUCCCACCCGAAGUAUCUUUGGUCAACCCAAAAUCGGUCUACCUGGUGCACUUUCCUAUCUUGGUUAUGUUUUUAGACAUGAAGGAGUAACUGGUUUAUUCAGAGGUUUACCUUAUAGUGUUGUUGAUUAUUUUAGUUAUCGAUACACUUACAAUUAUAUAGAAAACAAUAUUGGUAGAGUUUGCCCUUACUUACAGAUAACCACACCUGAUCUAACAGAGGAAAGUGGAGACGUUACCACAACCGAAUAUCAACCAGCUCCCAAUUUAACAAUUAAACUUCAAAAAGAUGGACGUCGAUCAAAUGUUCCAAUAGAUUUUAAAAGUAAUGUCGAUGAAUUGAGAGUUGUUGUUCGAGAUGGACUUUGUAUCACCGGUGGAUUAAUAGCUUCUUAUCCAUUUCAUGUUUUAUUGGUUCGUAAUUUUGCUUCAUUCGUUGGAAAGGAAGUAGUUUACGAUUAUCCAUUAUCUGCGUUAAAAGAUAUAAUCAAAAAUGAAGGAAUCGCAGGUCUUUAUGCAGGUUUUGUUCCCAAACUGAUCGGUGAUCUUUCUUGCCUUGUGAUAACCAAAAGUAUCAUCAUCCUCCUCAUUAAACCGUAUCUAAAUGUACCCGAGUACAGUUCAGUUCUCACUACAAUAGUCAAUUUCAUGGUUCCAGCCAUUUUGUAUCCAUUUAAUUUGGUUUCGACUGUUAUGUCCAUCAACGGCUGUAAAUCUCUUGAAGCAGCCAACCUUGAACCAGAAUUUCUCAGUUGGACUGAAUGUUGGUCUCACCUUAGUUCUAUGGGUAAUAUCAAGAGAGGAUCAUCAAUUAUCUGGAGAGUUCAAACAUUACCACCCUCAGGAACACCACCGAGGCCGGAGGGUUUCGGACGAUAUGGAUCAUUAAAUAAAUUCAAUUGAACAGAGAAAACAACAACAAUUAGAUGAAUCCUUUUUUCCUCUUUGCACCAAGUUUAAUCUACUCAUCAAACUAUCAACAACUUUCAAGUGGAUUUUUCAAAUCUAAUAGGAAAUAUGGAUCAUAUGGAAUAAAUGGAAAUUGUGAUCAACCAAAGGAUAACAAUGGAAACUCAAAUUAGAUGCAAGAUUCAAUUGAUUGUUGACAAUUAAUUGUGAACAUCAAACCGAAUCAACUUAAAUAAUAAUACCCUGACUGUUAACAUAAAAGCCAAAUAUUAUAUAAAACUUUCUCUUAAUCAUUGAAAGUUUAUUAGUGAUACAAUAACAAUUUACCAAUAAGAAAUGUAUAUUGUUGAACUAUUAACAAUAAAAAGCACGAUUGCUUAACUAUCAUCA